Ophidiomyces ophidiicola is the source of this 1587-nucleotide messenger RNA. RefSeq lists its product as uncharacterized. The record is from RefSeq and is a predicted model, not a curated record. Lineage: Eukaryota; Fungi; Ascomycota; Eurotiomycetes; Onygenales; Onygenaceae. Bases 1 to 1587 code for a protein of 528 amino acids. The transcript has a single exon.
AUGCUACCGGUGCAGGGCUUUAACAAAGGGGAAAGCUUAGCUGAUAUCGGGGAAAUUCCGCAAGCACAACGAAAGCAGCAAAUAAGUGAAGCCGGAACGGUAAAAAUGCCACUCAGGGCUGAUACUAUCCGGGAAGCAGAUGCUCCUCCACCAGUUCCUGGCGCUCAGGUUGGUCAUAGUCGCAAACGCACUGUGAGCCAUGAGGAUUAUUUGACGGGCCGCGGGGCAAAUCCAAGGACCGGCAUCAUCAGUCCAAGUAUAUCAAGCAGUAGCAAUACAUCAGAUGACCAUCUCUCACACAGGGAAUUAUUAAAUCACUGGAAUACCCAAAUGAGCAAGAAGUGGCGGCUAAAGGGCGACCAGUGGAUAAGUUUGGGCAAAGAUGAGAAAACGCCAUUGCCUUCCCCAUCUUCUAAGAAAUCAAGCAUUGAUCCGGAUAUUGAUGCUGAAGAAAAGGUGCGAUCGUACAUUCGACGUUUCCACCGGCGUGGUGUCCCGCUUUCUCAAGUUGAAGAUCGAUUUGUCGUCCACAUGCCGUCCGCCAGGGAGCCUUGCCCGCCCACCAUGACUGGCGAGCAAAUCCUAGAGUUUCAAAAGGCAAUUGAUAAGCUCUACAAGAACGGCGAGUGCACCUUGGAUUCAAUUUCCUUGCUUCCUCCACAACCUAACCAAGAAGGCCAAAGAUCUCCAGGUAAAAAACUGUCAAAGAGGAGGCUUCAUAAAUUACAGCCAACGAUAAAGGACGAAAUGCACAGUGUUACCGAGAGAGAUCAUCAUGUAGAUGCAUUCGAUGGGCGCAAUCCUUUUUUAGGGGUUGCGGCGAAGGGUACAGAACUUCAAGAACCAGACGAGCCACGCUACCCUUCGCCUCUGUGGAUGACCACCCUACCGAUCCAAAGGAAACCUGUACAGAAUCAGUAUUGGUCAACGGGGACAAUGCAAAUGGAAAGUGUGGUGCUGGCGCAACAUGCUCAUCUCACCACCUUUCCAAAGGAGUUGCUGAAGAAAGGAGAAAUAGCAGAUGUCCCAGCAGCCAAGGCUUGCCCCCAACUCAACCAGGGAGCUGCAUCCACUACCACUACCACUAUGCCCCAAAUGCUCCAGUUCCCAACCCUGAAUCGCAACAGAGUCGAGGACGCAAACCUAAACGCGGCUCUAAGUCUCGCAAAAGAGAGGAGACAGCUUUGUGCAUCUGUUUCCCCUAUUUCUCUGAAUCUCAACGCAAAUAUCGGAAACGUCGAUUGCGUGAAAGACAACAAGCACAAUAUGGAAAGCAACGGUUGGAACCCGACAAUAGGCAUACAAGCAUCCGAGCCUAUCCAUCCGCUCACGGACAGCAACCAUGGCAGUGACUUAAGAAACUCUUCCUUUUUCCACUCUCAAAUGCAAUUUUCUUGCAUCCAGUGGCGCCCUAAUUGUUCGAUUGGAAGCAGCAUCUUUCCACGGCCCCGUGAGCGUCAUCUGAACACUCCUACUCCAAAAAUCAUACAACAGUGGAUUAAUCUUUUCUCCUUCGUCCUAGCUUUAUAUCUUAUCCGAGCAGUCUUCAUUUUUAUUGUUUCUUUUGGAACCUACACGAGCCGUUGA